CAGGAGUCUCGAUGGUUCCGGACCUUUAGACGCCUGUUUAUCUACUUUAAAAUGAGCCAGGGGCCAAACCUUGUCCUGGACUGGCUCUCAAAGCUCCAUUUGGCUCAUUAUGCCCAGUCAUUCAUGGACAAUGGUUAUGAUGAUUUGGAGGUGUGUAAACAGAUUGGUGAACCGGACCUGGAUGCCAUCGGCGUGUGCAUUGAAUACCACAGACAGAGGCUGCUGACAGCUGUGCAGCGGCUAAAACAUCAGGACGAAAGGAGAGCAUCCAGCUACUAUUUUACCUUGGAGCCUCUGGAUCCUUCUUGCACCCACACUUCACAGCUGCACAGAGAACAUGAAUUCAGGAAGCCCAGGACACCUAUAAGGACCACAGGAAGUCCUGGAAACCAUAACUCAAGAUUCUUUGAUUGUACCGACUUUGUGACCUAUCCCAAACUCAAGCUCAAGGUACUGAUAAGGGAUAAACUUACAAAAGAUGGCGUAAACCUUGGAGAAGCACCUUACACCCUAAAGGAUGGCUCAGUGGGGAACCUUGAUGAUCUGGCUCAGGAGUACUCUGAUUACUACGGUACUUCUCUCAGCGACGUGUGUGAAAGGAUGGAAGAGUUACGAAAACGCAAAGUAGUACAAGAUGCAGAGAUGGGAAAGAUUGACUCAGCAGCCACAUCAGUGCAGCUCCGUUCUCAUGUCCAGGAAUCCCUUGGAUUCAGUAGUACCACAUCCACUCCAGAGAUUGAGAGAAGGUGUCCUGUACACAAAUCGAUCUCUGAUGAUGGAUCAGGGGGAAAAUGGGAUGGAAAAAGACAGAGCAAGUCUUUUUGGCAGAGUUUUAGAAAAUCACCUAAAGGAGCAGUGCAUCAUAUUUCAAAAGGUGAUGAUGUUGGUUUUGUGGCCAGUGAAAUUACAAUGAGUGAUGAGGAGCGCAUUCAGCUGAUGAUGAUGGUGAAGGAGAACAUGAUCUCUAUAGAGGAAGCACUGGCACGGUUGAAGGAGUUUGAGAGCCAGAACAGACAGACGUGUAGGUCCGAUCCCCCAGAGUGGACUGAUCCUUCUUUUCCCUUCACAAAUGAGUCGUUCAACUGCAGCCAGCCCUGUGACUUGUCAGACAACGAAGUGGAAACUGUAACAUUCAGAAGACUCCAUAAACUGGUCAGCUCAACCCGGAAAGGGAGGAAGAAGCUGAUAAGAAUUGACGAGGCUAAGAAGCAUGAAGCAAAUGAGAGUUUGGUUGUAGCUGGGCCUCCUUGUGAAGAUGCCAGGGCCUCCCUGUACUCAGGUGUGCUGAAGAAGAUGGCGGUGUCCGCUGUGGACUCACUGGUUGCUGACAUGCAGGAGCAUCUGACUUUUGACAGGGACUUUGACAGCUUGACCAACACUCCCUCUUCAAGCUGUAGGAACAUGUGUGCCAGCCAGAAAGUUCUCACAGCCCCGAGGGAGACGAGCGGCAGCUGUAACCACCCGGAGACGAGUGGUGUAAGGGAACCAGUGGGAGGUAGCAGUUCUUCCUUUUCUGAAACGGAAUCCUGCCAUGAUGAGGAACCCAAAAUGGGCCGCUCAGUGACUGACGGAGAGCUCCGUCAGCGGCUUGUCAGCCCGCUUACCACUCAUGGAAGAGCCUGCAGCUUCGGAGGAUUUGAUCUGACCAGCCGGUCGGCACACAGUGAAAACUCUAGCAAAGAUGGAGGCAGCGGUAUAAGAGAUGAUGUUAAAUCUCCUCCAAUAUCUCGUAUUUCUCUGGGUAAAAAAGUCAAGUCUGUGAGAGAAACGAUGAGAAAACACAUAUCAAAGAGAUGUAACUCUCCUCUCUCUGAUCAGUCGAGCCCAGACCACAUAUCCAGCUGUCCCCACUCGCCUCAGACUGACGCCAACUCUUUGGACAAACCCAAGCUGAAGCCAGGAGGGUCUGUGGAAAGCCUUCGGAGUUCCCUCAGUGAACAAAGUUCCAUGAGCGGUCAGACUGUGGGGACCACUGACUCUUCCAACAGCAACAGAGAGAGCGUCAAGUCUGAAGACGGAGAAGAGGAUGAGCUGCCUUACCAUGGACCUUUCUGUGGACGAGCUCUAGUUCAUACCGACUUCACUCCCAGUCCCUACGACACUGACUCCCUCAAACUGAAGAGUGGAGAUGUCAUUGACAUCAUUAGUAAGCCGCCAAUGGGUACGUGGAUGGGCAUGCUCAAUGGUAAAGUCGGUACCUUCAAGUUUAUUUAUGUUGAUGUCCUGCAUGAAGAGGAAGUGAAGCCUAAAAAGACACACAGGAGGAGGAGAGUCCUACAACCCAAACCCACCUCUGUGGAGGAGCUGCUUGAGCGCAUCAACCUCAAAGAGCAUCUUCCCACCUUCCUUUUUAAUGGAUAUGAGGAUUUGGACACUUUCAAGUUGCUGGAAGAAGAGGACCUGGAUGAGCUGAACAUCACAAACCCUCAGCACAGAGCUGUCCUGCUUACAGCCGUGGAGCUGCUCCAAGAGUACGAUGGCGGCUCAGGCAGCAGUGAUCCAGAGCGAAGCAGCCACUCUGGAGGAUCGCAGGAGAAGUUGCUUCUAAACAGACAUAGCCUCGUGAGAGAUUCGCCUCGAGACUCAGGCUGCUACGAGAGCAGCGACCACCUGGAGAACGGUAAUGACAGCCUGAGUCACCUCUGAGCACUGUCCUCUGCUGCCUUCUUCUGGUUGUCCUUUACUCUAAAGGACUUGCGUAAUCAUCAGUCCUUCUUGACACGCAACCGUUCCCCAUCACCAAACUCACGUUUCGUGCUCUUCUGGACAGACUGGUCUUCUUUAUUACAUCACAAACUCUUUGUCUCAGAGUUGUACUUUGUUCUGUUUCUGCCUCUGUCAAGCAGCGCUCUUUUAGUCAGUCACUUUCAGUCAGCACAUUUGAUGCUUUUCAGUAGAAAUAUUAUUUUCUUGUAUUUGUUGUUGUAAAAUGGAGAAGAGAUGAUUGGGGUGUCUCCACUUCAGGAGGAAAAAGUUCACUGAAGCCCUUUUUCACUUGAACAUGUUCACGCUGUGCUAUAUGUAGAACAGCUCCGGUUGUGAGUUAUGUAGUGGUUUGACAUUUCCUGAAACAGUGACUGUUGAAGAAUUGCAUGGUAAGAGUGUUUAAACAGUGAUGCAACUCGAGAUUUAAAUAUGAAGAUCAAAAGUUAUAUGUAAUUGCAGUAUCACAUUUACUGUGAGUUAUUGCUUUAUUCAUACAUAUUUUUUUUUAUUGUGGUUAUUUGGUCUGGCAUAAGUCUAAAAAGAACUGUGAAUGUCAGAUGGCUACAAGGUUAGAAGAUGAUCACAUCUGUACAGCGUAUUUCUAUUAAGAGUGUUGUGUGUAUUUUUCUAGGCAGUUAUAAUAUUGGACAAUAUUUUACAUGUGCCUAAAAGCUGCAGAAUGCAGAACAUUUAAAUAGUGCAAUUGUUACAGUGUUUAACUAUAAAUGCUAUAAAUUCAGAGUUGGCACAACUUUAAAGUAUAACACAAUAAAAAGGUCAAACUCCAACAUUCUAGGAGAUGUUUGUUACAUUUAGGUUCAAAGUCUCCACAUUCUCUGAAGUGCGCUUCCUGAGUGUGAGGAAUAAAUGACUCAGUGUCUUACCAAGCU
Thalassophryne amazonica is the source of this 3596-nucleotide messenger RNA. Its product is annotated as SAM and SH3 domain-containing protein 1-like. Gene Ontology annotation, molecular function: protein binding. The record is from RefSeq and is a predicted model, not a curated record. The coding region runs from base 52 to 2646 and encodes 864 amino acids. NCBI's taxonomy places the organism in Eukaryota, Metazoa, Chordata, Actinopteri, Batrachoidiformes, Batrachoididae. The transcript has 17 exons.